GGGGGCGACAACCCACACAUCCUGUUUCCCGUUAGCUCAUCAAGCUGCAAUAUUCAAGCCUUGACAUUGCGAAGAUGGACGCUGUUAUGGUCUAGUCCUGGAUACAUAGGAACCACAAACUGCGAGUUUCAGAUCUCUGUUAUGAGAACAUUUCUCGUUCGUCCAGGUGGAGGCUGGAGGUGUGUGUAGAGUGCAGUACACAUCAGCAGCAUGUAUUCUGAGUGGCGCUCGCUGCAGCUGGUGGUGCAGAGUGACCAGGGCCAUCUCAGUGUUCUGCACAGCUAUCCCACCACCGUGGGUACGGAGGUGGCAAAUGCUGUGGUCAAACCUCUGGGUACAGCUGUAAGCCCUGUGGCCACAGAGAAUAUCCUGAAGACCGACAAGGAGGUGAAAUGGACCAUGGAGGUGUUGUGUUAUGGCCUCACCCUCCCCCUGGAGGGAGACACCGUGAAGCUGUGUGUGGAUGUGUACACAGACUGGAUGAUGGCCCUGGUGUCGCCCAGGGACUCCAUGCCUACGCCGGUUGUCAAGGAGCCCAACAUGUACGUCCAGACCAUCCUCAAACACCUCUACAACGUCUUUGUGCCAAGGCCUGAGCAGCAUAGUCUGAACCACAUCAGGCUCUGCCAGCAGGUUCUGACUGCAGUCCAGAAGUUGGCACGUGAGUCUGUUUCCAUGGUGAGGGAAACCUGGGAAGUGCUAUUGCUCUUCCUGCUUCGCAUCAACGACACAUUACUUGCCGCGCCAACGGUUGGAGUUGGCGUUGCUGAGAAACUGGCAGAGAAACUGAUGGCGGUGCUGUUCGAGGUGUGGCUACUGGCGUGCGCUCGCUGCUUUCCCACGCCGCCAUAUUGGAAGACAGCGAAGGAAAUGCUGGCCAACUGGAGACACCACCCCCCGGUUGUAGAGCAGUGGAGCAGAGUGGCCUGCGCCCUCACCUCCAGGCUCUUGCGCUUUACACAUGGACCAUCCUUCCCGCCCUUUAAAGUUCCCGAUGAAGAUGCCAGCCUGAUCCCUUUAGAGAUGGACAACGACUGUGUGGCCCAGACGUGGUACCGCUUCCUCCACAUGCUAAGCAACCCAGUGGACCUGAGCAACCCUGCGAUAGUGAGCACCACUCCGAAGUUUCAGGAACAGUUUCUCAACUCCAGCGGCAUCCCUCAUGAAGUGGUGCUGCAUCCGUGUUUGAAACAGCUGCCCCAGAUCUUCUUCAGGGCCAUGAGGGGCAUCAGCUGCUUAGUGGAUGCAUUCUUAGGUGUCUCUGUUGAAAAGAAAGAUGUACGGGAGAGGGUGUUCACUUUUUCUCCAGUGCUGCACUCUCAUGGUAUAUCACGUCCCAGAUCUGACAGUGCCCCGCCCACCCCGGUCAACAGAAUGAGCAUGUCUCCGCCCCCCUCCAUCACCAACACCACACCCCCCCACAGCCGCAAGCAGAGGCAUACAGUGGUCAACAAAACCACGAGCAAGAGUUCAACGGGCAGUGGCAGUCAACCAACCAAAGGGUCCCAGCAGCAGCAGCAGCAGCAGCAGUCCUCCUCCCCGACGCUGCUCUCCAGCCCCAACCAGAGCAGCUGGGAGUCUCGGCCCCUGCCCGCCCCGGCACGUCCCAAAGUCAACAGCAUCCUCAACCUGUUCGGCCAGUGGCUCUUCGACGCGGCCCUGGUCCACUGUAAGCUCCACAGCGGCCUCAGCAGAGACCCCAGCAUGACCGCGAUAGCCACUCAAGUAGGUCUGGAGCUGAGAAGGAAGGGUUCCCAAAUGUCCACCGACUCCAUGGUGUCCAACCCCAUGUUCGACGCCAACGAGUUCCCAGAGAGCUACGAGGCGGGGCGGGCGGAGGCCUGCGGGACGCUCUGCCGCAUCUUCUGUAGCAAGAAGACCGGAGAAGACAUUCUGCCCGUUUACCUGUCCAGGUUCUACAUGGUCCUGAUUCAGGGUCUCCAGAUCUCAGAUUUUAUCUGCAGACCAGUUCUGGCUUCUAUCAUCCUCAACUCUUCCUCUCUGUUCUGCACCGACCUGAAAGGCAUCAACGUGUUGGUGCCCUACUUUAUAGCUGCCCUGGAGACUAUUGUACCAGACAGGGAGCUGUCCAAAUUCAAGAUGUACGUAAAUCCCACCGACCUGCGGAGAGCCUCCAUCAACAUCCUGCUUGCCAUGCUGUCUUUGCCGCAUCAUUUUGGCAACAUCAAAUCAGAGGUUCUGUUGGAAGGAAAGUUCAACGAGGAGGAUGGGUGGCCACAUGACCAGCCCGUGUCUUUCCUGUCCCUGAGGCUGCGUCUCGUCAACGUCCUCAUAGGAGCCCUUCAGACUGAGACGGACCCCACCAACACACAGCUCAUCCUGGGUGCAAUGCUAAACAUUGUUCAAGACUCGGCACUGCUGGAGUCAAUAGGUGCACAGACUGAAACGGGGAGCAUAGACGGGAGCAACAUGGCGGUGAGGAGUCACAAUCACAGCCGCACCAACAGCGGCAUCAGCUUCAACAGCGGGGGGAGCACGGAGGCCACCAGCCCCGACUCUGAGAGACCUGGCCAGGCCCUGCUGCGAGACUACGCUCUUGCAGAUACGGCGGCGGGCCUGCUGGUGCGCAGCAUCCACCUGGUCACCCAGAGACUCAACUCCCAGUGGAGGCAGGACAUGAGCAUCUCACUGGCUGCACUGGAGCUGCUGGCGGGGCUAGCCAAGGUGAAGGUGGGAGUAGACUCUGCAGACCGUAAGCGGGCCGUCAGCUCUAUAUGUGGGUACAUCGUGUACCAGUGCAGCCGUCCAGCUCCCCUCCAGUCCCGAGACCUCCACUCCAUGAUUGUAGCUGCCUUCCAGUUUCUCUGUGUGUGGCUCACAGAACACCCCGACAUGCUGGAUGAGAAGGAUUGUCUGGUAGAGGUGUUGGAGAUUGUGGAGCUGGGAAUAUCUGGCAGUAAGUCUCGACAGGAACUGGAAGUCCGACAUAAAGGGGAGAAGGAGCACAACCCGGCCUCAAUGAGGGUGAAGGAUGCUGCGGAGGCCACUUUAUCCUGUAUCAUGCAGGUGUUGGGGGCCUUCCCCUCCCCCAGCGGGCCCGCCUCCACCUGCAGCCUGCUGAAUGAAGACACCCUGAUCCGCUACGCCAGACUCAGCGCCACGGGAGCCAGCAACUUCCGCUACUUCGUCCUGGACAACUCGGUCAUCCUCGCCAUGCUGGAGCAACCCCUCGGCAACGAGCAGAACCCGAGUCCAUCAGUGACGGUUCUGAUCCGAGGCACGGCAGGCAGACAUGCCUGGACCAUGCAGCUCUUCCAUCAACCCAGAGGAGCUCGGGCCAAUCAGAGGCAGGUGUUUGUUCCAGAGGGCCGUCCAAAACCCAACAACGGUGUGGGCAUCAAGUACAACGUGAAGCAGAGGCCCUUCCCCGAAGAGGUGGAUAAGAUUCCUCUGGUCAAAGCGGACGUCAGUAUUCCUGACUUGGAUGACAUUGUCAGUAAAGAGGUGGGUUGUAUGGGCUGGCUGGAUGAAUCAAGAGCUACAAAUGCUCUGAUCAGUAAUUUCCCACACCUGGAACUGCAACAUGACAAGCUCCGGGCUCUGAUGACAAAGCAGAUGGAGUACGAGAACUCCCUGGAGCGACACAGCGAGGAGAUCUGGAAGUCCAAGCCUUACCCCGACCCUCAGACGGACUGCAAACCGCCGUCCCCCGCGCAGGAGUUCCAAACAGCUCGCCUCUUCCUCUCACACUUCGGCUUUCUGUCUCUGGAGGCGCUCAAGGAGCCCAACAACAGUCGUCUACCUCCUCAUCUGAUUGGCCUGGAGUCUUCGUUGCCCGGGUUUUUUGAUGACAUAAGCUACCUAGACCUGCUUCCUUGCCGACCGUUUGACACCGUCUUUAUUUUCUAUGUGAGGGCUGGACAGAAAAGCAGCCCGGAGAUCCUGAGGAAUGUGGAGUCGUCGUCCAGCGUCCAGCCCCACUUCUUGGAGUUCCUGCUGUCCUUGGGCUGGCCUGUGGACGUGGGACGCCACCCGGGCUGGACGGGACACCUGGACACCAGUUGGUCCCUGAACUCCUGCUCCGACAGCACUGAUUUCCAACAAACGGAGGACGCAGCUACUCCCGAGGACACAGGAGGCUCCAUGUUCAACGGGGAGAAGAAAGUUUUGUACUAUGCUGAUGCUCUGACAGAGAUUGCCUUCGUUGUUCCUUCGUUAUCGGAGAAUUCUGAGGAGUCGUCGGUGCACAGCGACUCCACCGUGGAGGCGGACACUAACGCAGACAUCGUGCCCGGGUCACUCAAACAACCCCAUCUCACACUGGAGCUGUUCCCCAACCAUUCAGAAAACCUGGAGUCUGCCAAAAAGCUGAGUCCUUUGGUGAAGUCGAAGAGGUCGUCCACUGGAAAGUCUUUCCCACCUCUGGGUCCCGAGACCAAGGUGUUUGUGGUCUGGGUGGAGCGCUUCGAUGAUAUCGAGAACUUCCCUCUGUCUGACCUCUUGGCGGAAACCAGCACGGGCUUGGAAGGGAGCAUGAGCAACAGCACUUCCUGCAGGUCAGGGUUACUGGAAAAGGACGUUCCUCUGAUCUUCAUCCAACCUCUGAAGACGGGACUCUUCAGGAUGCGGCUGCAUGGGGCUGUGGGUAAAUUCGGCAUGGUGAUUCCUCUGGUGGACGGCAUGGUGGUCAGCCGCAGAGCACUAGGGUUCCUCGUGCGGCAAACGGUCAUCAACGUGUGCCGACGGAAGCGUCUGGAAAGUGACUUGUACAACCCGCCUCACGUGCGGCGGAAGCAGAAAAUAACUGAGAUAGUCCAGCGUUACCGCAACAAGCAGCUGGAGCCUGAGUUUUACACCUCGCUCUUCCGCGAGGUGGGGGAGGAAAAGCCUCACCUCUAACCUCCCCCCAGCCCUGUCCUAACACUGGCUCACAAGCGCACAUUACAACAUACACACACAUACACACACAUACACACAUACACUCUCUCGUCCUAUACUCAUACACCAUUUACUGUGCGUGCAUACACUCACACACACACACACCACACGCAGAUCUUUAUAUUUAUACUGUACUGUUUGUUAUUUAUAUGACGACAUAUAUCAACACUGUCUGCCUUUGACUCUGAGAGCAAAGUGUCAAAAAGCCACGUCGGGAAAAGCUGCAUUUCUCUGUCGCAGCCUCUGAUUGAAGAUUUGAAGCUCAACAGUGACUUUCUCCCCCCCACCAUUUAGAAUCAUGCUUCGUGGCAAAAAAGAGUCUCUGCUCGUCUUUAACUGCAAUAGUUACACUGUCGGCCUUUCUGAAAUUGUAAAAAAGUUUGUCCUCUAAACCCUGUGAUGAGAUUGAUUUUCACGAUGCUUUGGUAAUACAGAGUUGUGUCCCAAAAUCUGCAUAUCUGGUUUUGUUUUAAUCAAACAGAUUCACAGCUGGAUUUUUCUCCAAGGAGAUGCAAACAUUAUAAAACAUUCUCUGUAAUAAACAUCUCCUGCUGCUUUAAGGCAAGUGGCUUCAAGAAGGGAUUGAAAGCAUUAACCCUUCAUCUAAUGUUACAACACAUUGUCAUUUAACAUGCAGACACCUGCUGAAGUCUUCCUCACACAUCGGGCCAAGCACACAAGAAUUUUUUUUCUUUAUAUAUUUGUAUUUGGUUUCUAGGACUCCUACGUUGCCACUUUUGACAACUACGCCGUCUCUUUCAUCCCGUCUCACAACCUACUGCAGUGUGUGUGUGGUCACAUGUAUGCUUGUUCAGCCAGUCGAUUCAUACACACUACAUGGAGUCAUAGUGACCCCCAUAAAAACUCCAUUUGGGCUAGACAUAACCCUAGAACUGCUUUACUCUUGUUCUAAUUAUAAUGAAUUUAGUUACAGAAACUCCUUCAUUUUGCACAUAGUGUUUGCAGGGCUAAUUCGAAAUGACCACAAAGAUAUUUUAUCCACAUUUCCAAACCGAGCUAAAGCACAGUUAAACUGUCCUGCUCCUCCAAACAAAUCUCUUCAAAGGCCAACUCACUCACUGCAGCUAUCUGUGUUAUACAUAGCUUGCAUUUUGGCUCAUUGUGUAAUUAAAGCUAUUUUUUUUCACUCAAACCCAAUAUUUAAAUGUUUUGGCAACAGAAAUGUGCAGUUUAGCCUUCACACGUUUUCUUUUUUGUUUGCUUCACUUUUUUUCCGUUGACUCACUGUACUUUAGUUUUGAUUCAAGCCCUCUUCACUGUCUGCCUGUAACAAUGUGAAUUUAUUUAUCACAGCGAUGGAACAGGGCAAACUCCUCUUUGUCAUAUUGGAAAGUCUUAAUGCACUGAGCACAUUUUAUGUUGAUUCUUUCUAUUCCCAUUGGUUACCUUUCAUGUCCUUUUUGUACUUUUGUGCAGUUUGAAAGAAACCCCUGCUGAAGGAAGAGUUUUAUCUUGUGAAAUACGAAUGAAGACGAGGCGUCGUGGAGUUUUUAACCUGUCAUGUCUAACUGUGUGACUCACUUUCUAUGACGGUGCUUUGCGCACAUGCCUUUUUUUGGAAGGAAAAAGUAACAUUCAAUUUGCUUCGAAGAAACCACAUACAAUCAGUCAUACAUGCUAGUUACUCCUCCAUAUUUAAAGAUUUGCCAUGUACAGAAGCGGAGGAUAAAUAUGUAAAUAUAUGAUAGUGUAAGGCAUUUAAAAGUUGUCUGUUGCAUUCCUCAUCUGAGAUUGCGAGAAAAAUUAUGUAUGUAUGCAAUUAUGUGUGGGAGCAUCACAAUGGGUAUUGAAUGUAAAAUGCAUCAAUUAAAACUAUUACUGACAUUUUAA
Trematomus bernacchii (emerald rockcod) is the source of this 6750-nucleotide messenger RNA. RefSeq names its product Ral GTPase activating protein non-catalytic subunit beta (gene ralgapb). Bases 211 to 4860 code for a protein of 1549 amino acids. Gene Ontology annotation, molecular function: GTPase activator activity. The transcript has 32 exons. NCBI's taxonomy places the organism in Eukaryota, Metazoa, Chordata, Actinopteri, Perciformes, Nototheniidae. Gene Ontology annotation, biological process: activation of GTPase activity; regulation of small GTPase mediated signal transduction. The record is from RefSeq and is a predicted model, not a curated record.